Perca fluviatilis (European perch) is the source of this 3155-nucleotide messenger RNA. RefSeq lists its product as uncharacterized. Bases 264 to 704 code for a protein of 146 amino acids. The record is from RefSeq and is a predicted model, not a curated record. Gene Ontology annotation, molecular function: 2 iron, 2 sulfur cluster binding; nitrite reductase [NAD(P)H] activity. The transcript is spliced from 3 exons. NCBI's taxonomy places the organism in Eukaryota, Metazoa, Chordata, Actinopteri, Perciformes, Percidae.
UGUUUAUUCAUUGUUAACUUGCAUGUAGCUUAACACGCUCAAGCGCACAGCGUGCCUCGGUGUGACGGUGUGACGGCUCGCUGGCAGCUGCUGCAGCCCGGAUGAAGGCAGCCCAGUCCCGCACGGCUGACCGUCGCACCGCUCGGCCUGCUGGUUAAUUUGGAAUAUUUUCACCGAGCGAACCGCCAAAUGCAUUUGCACCGGCGGAAAAAAGCUGCGCUGUAGUAGCUCAAAUUAGAAAACCAGUAAAUUCGCCGUUCCCCAUGGCUUCUGGCUCCGGAGAUGAAGAGGGAAACGCGGAAGGCGUUUCCUGGAGACUCAUAGGCCCGGCAGCGGGGCUCUCCAAGAAGCGCUGCCGUCUAAUGUACUCCUCCCUCGGCUACGACUCUGAUGUCUGCCUCUUCUACGUGAAGGGGGAGUUUUUUGCCAUGGAUGCUCGCUGUUCACAUUCCGGCGGUCCUCUGUGCGAGGGGGACAUCGAGGAGGCUGAUGGAGUCCUGCAGGUCUUCUGUCCCUGGCACGACUAUGACUUUGACCUCAGAACUGGGAAGUCAGGGACCUCCUUACAGCAACAAGUGUAUGAAGUCAAGCUGGAGGAUGGCAACGUGUACGUGAAACAUGUCAGUCGUCUCUCCUUGGAGCCUUUUCCUGCAGAUCAGAAGAACAGCCUAAGCGUGACAGCCUCAUCUUCCAGCCCUUCGUGAUGCCGCUGUUAGAGGUCUAUUUUUAAGACUUGUUCCACAAACCCAAGCCAUCUGAAACAUUCCUUAGCCUUAUCUGUCAUUUUCACAGACCGUUUCUACUUUGAUUGCUGUGAACUCAGGACGAUAUGGAGAGGAUUGUCUGAAGAGGACAUGACAUCAUGAAAUAACUUCAGAGUUUUUCUUGCUGCCAUUCCAGGUAGAGACUCAUCAUCACAGACACUGAACAUGGAGAGCUGCAAGCUCACUGCUGACCUCAAUAACACACCAGACAGUAGCAAACAUGCAACAUGAAAACACAUGUUACUAACAUACAGUAUUUGAUUAUUAUAAUUUGAUUAUAAUUGAUCAUUUUCUAGAUAUUUAAGGAUUCCUUAAGAUAAUAAUUAUAUAAUUUCAGAAAAUAUUACAGAGUGAUAUGUUCUGAAGUUUUUUUUCUUUACAUUUGAGCAAUGAAAUUUACGCAAGCCAAUACAUAUUUAGUUGAAACUCACUAACUACAAAAGUGGAUGUGCAAAUCUUUCAAAACUUUUCAUUGCAAUUCUCAGAUUCUCUACUUGUCCAUCUUUUGCUAGUCUUGUUGCACUUGUAUGCACUACCAAGCAAGUAAUGUUAUCUCAAAUGUAAUGUAUAUGCACAAUGAUAAUUUGCAGAAAUAAAACCAUAAUUGCAGUUAUAGGAUACAUUCACAUGCAGGUAGAAAUAAUUAGUUAGAUGUAAAAGGAGUCAUUAAAGUAUAUGCAACAUGCAGUGAUCUGCAAAUGCAGUUCAAAUAGACAACAUGAACAAAAUGAAUAGUACAGAUGUGCAGAAAACGAAGAUUAUCAUCUUGAUUUAUUUAACAAAACAUGUUGAUUCUUAUUACCAGUUGUGGUACAGUUUUUGUGUAUAAAGCUUCCACUCAGUGGAAACAUACAUUUUUUUCAGCAGCUAAUAUCUAACUAAACUUAACGGUCUCAUGGUCAUUACUACCAAUAAUCCUCUUCCAUGUCUCUAACAAGCGUUACCUGAGGCCUCCAACUCUUAAACUCUCAGACGAGCAGUCACACUUGCUGAGUUGUGGCCUUUGGAUAAAUUUAGACAUUUAUUCCAGUGAUGUCACGCAACAGAAACUCCCUUUCAGAAUUUGUAUUUCUGGACAGUUUUUUAACCCAAAUAGAGUUCCAUCAAGUAGAACACACAUGAAGGGCACUGCAAUUACGAUUGGUGACAGUCCCGGCGUAAAGACGUCUCCAUCAGCAUUUCUCUCCGUCCCUGGCCAGUGCACAGACAGGUUUUUCUGUUACUGACGCAAUGGGACUCAAAAGAAAUGGUUAGUAAGGCGCCGGAGGGAGGUUCACGACCUGAAAUGCACCAUUGAAUCAAGAAAAAUGUGUUUUUCUAGCUUUAUAUGUGUGUGCGCGCGCACUGAUGCAAGUGUUUUCUUUGUUACUCGGUGGUGAGAGCAGUCACUCACUAUAUUUUCUGUCAGCUCCAUUUUCUGGCAGAGGCACAGAGCCCAGUCAUGAAGGUGUCAGUGACAGUGAGGCCCGACAUUCAUUUUCCUCCCUGCUGUGCUACUUUAUUAUUCCACUGGAGAAAAAUGUGAGGUUUUACUCUGUGCAUUAUAACUCAUCACCUGGAGGGUAAUGGGCAUACACAACGGAGAUGCAGCAAUUUUGUCAGUAGAAAAGUGAGAGUAAACAUUGUUCAAGAUUCUGCACAGAACAGGAGUGGUUUCUUAUAUUUUUAUUCUCACUGAGUCUCACUGAGAAAACCAUAAUUCUUGGCAUCCCGUUGCUAUAUGUUUCCUUAAAGUUAUUUCAUAUGCUCUGCUGAUUUUAAUGCAUUUUAUUUCUUAAUAUGUGAAUUAUGUAUCUGUCAAAUACUCUAACGUUUGGCACAUUUACUUAUUUAACACUACCAUUUGUACUGUAAGCAGCUGCUGUUUUGUAUGUUGAACUAUAUUUAUUGUUGUGACCUUUGCAAAGCCAAACAUUUUAUCUGUAUUGUUUAAUUCACAAAUUAAAUUAUUGUAUGUUAGGAACACUAUAAAUUGACAAAUUAGUUUUAAGUGAUUUUUCAGUGGGUCCUCAAAACAUAGAACACAACUCAGGAAAUAGUAGGAAUCAAAAGUUUACACAAAGUCAUUUAUUUACAGUUUCUUGUUCAUACAGUAAUAGUAGAUUUCAUACAAUGCACAAUUUACACAUAAAAACUUAACUCAGAGAAAAACGAGAUUGGCAUCACCAUGCAAUAGUUAAGCGUUUGCAGAGUAUUAUCAGGAGUUCAUUUAUGUCAUUUUUUUACUGGAGCACAUUGGCAAAUAUACAACUCUCUUCGCAAACUCCAGAAAGUCGUGGAAAAGGUCAAAGAUGACGUCCUGAAUAAAUUAUGAUCUCCUUCAAAUCAGCUGGAUGGUACAGGAGUGAAAAUGGAUGAACCCAUUAGGUGACUAAUAAAGUCUUGGUGUUU